Naegleria gruberi is the source of this 1989-nucleotide messenger RNA. RefSeq lists its product as uncharacterized. Bases 1 to 1989 code for a protein of 662 amino acids. The record is from RefSeq and is a predicted model, not a curated record. The transcript has a single exon. NCBI's taxonomy places the organism in Eukaryota, Heterolobosea, Eutetramitea, Acrasida, Naegleriidae.
AUGUGGAUGAAGGAAUCAGAAGACCCUGCCUAUGUAUAUAAUUAUAGUGCCACAGACGAUGAUAUGUCAUCCUCAUACGAAUAUUCUUCAAAUUGGAGCCAAAGUGCCUCGAACUAUUCAGCAAAUACAGCAACUACCCAAUCUUCUCUCACUUCAAAAGAAUCCGAGCAGGUUGAUCAAUUCUUAUCAUCACUCUAUGGAUCCGAUUAUGAAAAUAUUAUUAGUGAUGACUCGAGUUGGAAUUCAAGGCAAACGUCUGACCAAUUUAAAAACGUGGCCAAUAUGUCGUUAGCAGAGCUUAAUGAUGCCCUAAACAUCAUGUUGCCUUAUGAAUCACCAAACAAAACUACUUCAUCAGAGAAUAGUAGUGGCAAAAUUUCUUCUUCCCAUUCACCAACUUUGAAACCUUCAACCAGAAAGACUUCAAAUAAUUCAAUCUUUCAUGCCCUCUAUGAGAAUAGUAAUGACUGUUUUAGUGGAGCAAAAUCUUGUAUUGAUCUCUCGUCGACGAGUGGCAGUAACAAGGAGAAUACCUAUGCAACUAGCCCUUUGUCCAGUAACAGAUCAUCUCUAUGUUUAUCGCCAUGUUCUACCAGUAGCUCUCUAACAAAGGUUAGAGAAUUCAAUCUCCAAACCGAGAAGAGAUCCAGAAUUAUUAAUAAUGAUAUUGUGAAAAAAGAGGAGAAAGAAUGUACUUUUCGACCAAAAAUCAAUUCAACCUCGUCAAGCAUUGUACAGUGUGACAAGUUUCACGACAGAUUAGUAAAAUGGCAAGAGAAAAAACGAAAAGAAACUGAGAGAAAGAGAGAGGAAUUACUUCAGGAAGAAAAUACUCAAUGUACAUUUAAACCAAAAGUAUUUUCAGUAUCCUCAAAUACAGAAUCAGAUGCGUGUAUCAAGCUAUUCAACAGUGCAACAAAGUUGGUCGAGAAAAAGAAGCACAAUAUUAAAAAGUUGGAACAAGAAGAAAUGAAAGAAUGUUCCUUCAAGCCAUCCAUAUCAGGAGAUCCUUCAGUACAAUCAAGGUAUUUGGAUCAAUCAAAGAAAUCAACAUCUACUGUGGAGGAUGAAGAAUGUACCUUCCAGCCAAACAUUAGAAAGUCCAUUGGAGGACAAAACUCUUCCUAUCUUAAGAGUAAUCCCUUUGAAAGAUUGAGUAAGGUAAAUAGAUCUAGAAUGGAAUUUGAUGAAAAAGAUUCAUUGUUGGAUGAAUUGACUGAUUUGGAAUCAGUCGAUUCAUCAAAUCAAUCAAGUUGGCAGUCUUCUAGACCAAGUUCUGCACCAUCCUCAAGGGGAGGAAGAGCUUACCAGGCAUCUGUUGAGGAAACUAGUAGAAAAACCUUUAAGGAUUUCAUAGACAGGCAACAAAACACAAUGAAAAGGAAGGAGCAAAAGAUAAAUUUCAUUAAGAGCAAUAUGGAACACUCACACAAGCCUUCAAUCAACAAAACUAGUAUUGAUUUGGCGAAAAAUAGAAGUAAGACACCUUUUGAAGAACGGGUAAAGAAUGAAAUUAACAGAAAGAAACUAAAUGAAAGGCAACAAUCCGCACUUGCUGAGAAAAAUUGUACAUUCCAGCCCCAAAUUAACAAAACCUCAAAACAGCUACCCUCGAGAGGGGUGGAAGAGUUGAGUAAGGGAGAUUUGAACCUGAAACAAAAGAAAAUAGAACAAACAAAGAAGGUUCUUGAGAGAAGUGAGUUUAAAGACGUAACAUUCAAACCAAAAACCAACAAUGGUACUAAAGCCAAGUCAAUUCUCAAAUUAUCGACUGAACCAGAAACCUAUAUUGAAAGAAUUACUCAAUAUAAGGAACGAAAUGAAUACAAGAAGAAAAUGAUGCUGCUUUCAAAGGAACAAAAAGAGCUCGAAGAGUGUACCUUCAAGCCACAAAUUCACGAUGCACCAGUUUAUGUUAAAGAGAUUGCUAAAUCGAUGGCAUUUGCAAGACAAUUAGAGAAUCAAGAAAUACAAAUUAAAUGGCGUUAG